AAAAACCGUCGGCGACAUGGAAGGACCUGCCUUGAAUGCGCGCAAAACAGGACCCAAAAGAAGGCAUGAGUCAUUACUGAGGACUCUGGCACAACCGGCAAACACUGUGCCAAAACUGGCGGAUAAAACGCACCUGGAAUUCAAUGUGAUUACCAGCGAGAAGCUGCCAGAGUAUGCCCGGCUGGACAUCUUUCAUCGUGCUGUAUAUCCAUUCAUGUUCCUGGCCCAGUGCUUUGCUGUGAUGCCCUUGACUGGCAUCCGGGAGCCCAAUCCGCGACGAGUUCGCUUUACCUACAAAUCGUUGCCCAUGGUCGUUACGCUCACGUUUAUUGCAGCCGCUUUGAUGAUGGAACUGGCCAUGCUCAAGCACUUACUGCAGAUAGGCAUUAAUGCCAAGAAUUUUGUAGGUCUUGUGUUCUUUGGCUGUGUGUUGAUUGCUUGCGUUGUCUUUAUUCGUUUGGCCCGACGUUGGCCUCCGCUGAUCCGCUAUUGGACACGCACGGAGCUGGUCUUCACCAGGGCGCCCUACGAAAUGCCCAAAAGGAACUUAUACAGACGCGUGCAGUUGGCUGGCAUGAUGAUCAUUGGACUGUCGUUGGGGGAACAUGCCAUGUAUCAGGUUUCUGCAAUUCUGAGCUACAAGCGGCGCGUAAAUUUGUGCUCUGCGGCGGCCAACAUUACAGCUGUGACCAACUUCGAGGACUAUAUUAGCUUGAACUAUGAUUAUGUGUUUCAAUGGCUGCCCUACAGCCCCAUCAUUGCUUCUUUAAUACUGCUUAUCAAUGGAGCCUGCACUUUUGUGUGGAACUACAUGGAUCUGUUCAUCAUGAUGGUCAGCAAAGGACUUGCUUAUCGCUUCGAGCAGAUCACGGCACGCAUACGCAAGCUAGAGCAUGAAGAGGUGGCCGAAUCCACGUUCAUCGAAAUCCGUGAGCACUAUGUAAAGAUGUGCGAACUGCUGGAGUAUGUGGACAGCUCCAUGUCCAGCCUUAUACUACUUUCCUGUGUGAAUAAUUUGUAUUUUGUUUGCUAUCAGCUUCUGAACGUGUUCAACAAACUCCGCUGGCCCAUCAACUAUGUUUACUUUUGGUACUCUCUGCUCUAUCUAAUUGGACGUACGGCCUUUGUGUUCCUCACGGCAGCGGACAUCAAUGAGGAGUCGAAGCGUGGUCUGGGCGUACUGCGACGCGUCUCCAGCAAGAGCUGGUGUGUGGAGGUGGAGCGCCUCAUAUUCCAGAUGACCACCCAAACGGUGGCUCUGUCGGGCAAGAAGUUUUACUUCCUCACACGCAGGCUUCUUUUUGGAAUGGCUGGAACCAUUGUCACAUACGAGCUGGUUUUGCUGCAAUUCGAUGAACCCAAUCGACGCAAGGGUCUGCUGCCCUUGUGCGCCUGAUGACAAACAACAUGCCCCC
Drosophila persimilis is the source of this 1415-nucleotide messenger RNA. It is a transcript of the gene Gr64a, whose product is annotated as gustatory receptor for sugar taste 64a. The record is from RefSeq and is a predicted model, not a curated record. Gene Ontology annotation, biological process: detection of chemical stimulus involved in sensory perception of taste; sensory perception of sweet taste. Gene Ontology annotation, cellular component: membrane. The transcript is spliced from 7 exons. NCBI's taxonomy places the organism in Eukaryota, Metazoa, Arthropoda, Insecta, Diptera, Drosophilidae. Bases 17 to 1396 code for a protein of 459 amino acids. Gene Ontology annotation, molecular function: sweet taste receptor activity.